Molecule: messenger RNA, 704 nt
Organism: Amphimedon queenslandica
Lineage: Eukaryota; Metazoa; Porifera; Demospongiae; Haplosclerida; Niphatidae
Exons: 3
Coding region: 58-567 (169 amino acids)
Source: RefSeq, a predicted model, not a curated record
UUAGUUAUUGAUCCUAAGGAACUAGCCUAUCCUGUGAAUAUACCAAGAGAAAGGACAAUGUAUAGUGUAAAAGACAUACUUUCUGCUUUGUACAAGAGAGAAGACUUUUUAGUUAAUGCUACUGGUAUUAGGCAUACAAAAUUGAAGAGGAUUCUACCCUGUGAAUCAUUGUCAUCUAGUCACCUGUCACUGUUAGGAGGACGCGAUAUUAAGGAAGUGAUUGAAAUAGCUGAAGAAUCUAAUACCAUCAUAACCAGGAUAAAGCUAGAUAUAAAAGAUCUUGAUAUUGUCAUUGAAGAGCUAUUACUCAAUCAUUUAGAAUAUUCAAACUGGCAUCAGUUUGGGCUUCAUUUAGGAUUAUAUGAUCAAACGCUAAAUUCUAUUAAGAAGGAUCAUGGAGAGUGCAAGCAAUGUCUGAUACAAUGUAUGUCUGCCUGGUUAAGAGAAAAAGAUAAAGUGAGAGAGAAAGGAGGUCCUAGUUGGUCAUCAUUAGCUAGAGCACUGGAUACAGUAGGAGAAAAAUCUAUUGCUAGUUACAUUAAAACAAAAUAUUGUACUAAAAUAUAAUCAUUCCUCACUGCUAGUGUCAUGUUUAUUCAUUGUCAGCAUUGCUGUUAUAAUGUAAUAAUUUUUCUAUCUCAUUAAUAAAAUAUUACUGACAUUGUAAUAAUUGUAUCCUAUUAUUAAUGUUCGUUUUAAAUGAG